AUGUGUGAAUAUGUUCUAAAUAAGGCAGUGAACACAAAUGGGGCAAUUUCUUUUGAUGAGACACUCAGCACGUAUACACCUAGUGCUUUCCCUCUGAACGGAAACAAAAAGAUUGUUGCACCCUUUUGGUGUGACAUUGAUACAACGAACGGAGGUGAUGUAUGGUAUUAUGAAACAAACAAUCAAGAUGUGUUGUUCAAAGCUACAGAUGAUAUUCAAAAGAUAUUCCCUGAACAGACAAAUUUCCGUGCUGCAUGGGUGUUUGUAGCUACAUGGGAUCACGUUGCUUUCUAUGGAGCAAGUAGUACAGGACAACGAAAGAGAAAUACAUUCCAGUGUAUUCUAAUAACUAAUGGAAGACAUUCAUUUGCUAUCUUUCUGUACAACAAAAUAGAAUGGACGACUGGCAGUAUGAGCGGUGGUAAUGCAAAUACUGGUUUAGGAGGAACUCCAGCACAGGUUGGCUUUGAUGCAGGCGACGGUCAUAAUUAUAUGGCAAUACGUGAAUCAAGAACUCCGGCUGUUAAACAGGUAGCAAGCCUUAGUAAUGUCAAAAUAGAAGGAAACUUGUUACCUUCUGGAUGGUCGGAUGUGUUUGUUAUGUUGCCACCAGACGCAAAAUCUCUUUUAUCUGCUUGUUAUGCCUGGGAUGAUCGGGAAGAGAAACAUCGUUCCCUGGAGAGAAACCAAAUCGACACAUGUCCAUGUACUAUAGCACAGGCUAGACUGGACAUAUCUAGAUUUAAUCCUGAUCCUCAUUGCAACACACUAGACCAUAAUAUUGAUAAUGAUACUAGUAUUAACUGUAUCUACCAUGUAGGAGCUUUACAAUGUUUGCGAAUGGCGUUUCCUGGAAACAUGGGACAUGAUAACCAGUGCUGUUAUAACAGUGACGGGAAUCUUAUAGAGACUAAUGCUAAGACCUUUGGUGGAACGGCAAAUAGAUAUCACUACAAAGGAGGUGCAGAAGAUAACAUCCCUUACCUGUCUAAUAUUUAUGACGAUGUAGUACCGUAUAUGUAUUGCUGUCAAUAUCCGGCACAUUACAACCUAGACUUAGAUUCUUGUCAAAGAUUCCUAAGGAGAAGACCACCAUCACGCUGUUCGGGGUACAUUCCGCCAAGAGCAGCAUCAUCCAGGGGUGAUCCUCACCUUGUAACAUUAGAUGGUUUGGACUAUACAUUCAAUGGCGUAGGAGAAUUCACCAUGAUACAAAGCAAAGAUAAUCAUCUAAUAUUACAGGCAAGAAUGGAACAAUUUAAAGACAAACAUGGUAACUUAAAGCAAGCUAGUGUUAUAACCUCGGUAGCGUUACGUUGUAACAAUGACUCUGAUAUUGUGGAAAUGAGAUUGAAUGAAAUCAGAAUGUGUGACGUACUUAUUAAUGGACAGUUACUAGAAUUCAUGAAUACUAACACUGUAGAUGUCAAUGGUGCAACGAUAAUAAAUUCAAGAGGCAAUGAUACUAAUAUAGAAAGUAUCUGGACAUCAGUUACAUGCAGAUAUCCGAAUAUAGCAGUUAAUGUGACAGCUAUGGCUAAAAUGAUUAAUAUCAAUAUCGUGAUAGCAGGAAAUUCUUUACGAGGCUUUGUCAAAGGAUUGUUGGGUAACUUUAAUGGAAAACAGAACGAUGAUUUAACAAAUGCUUAUGACAGAAUCAUACCCAUAAACUCAUCUUUAGAUAUAAUUCAUCAUAAAUUUGGAUUGACAUGGCAGAUAAAUGCUUCGGAUUCAUUGUUUACAUACCCUGUGGGCAAAACGCACCAAUCAUUCCAACACGUCGACUUCAAACCUGUAUUUAACGUUACUGACCAAUGUCCGGGUAAUGUUGCCUAUGUAUGUGGCGAUGAUCAGGCCUGUAGAUUUGACUUCUGUACAACAGAUGACACCAGUUUGGCAGAAUCGACUAGAAUCAUGACAGACGAAAUCGAAGUUAUGGCUGAAGUAGCUCUACCAGCUUGUGGCGAGCCUGGAAACAUCACUGAAGGCUACUGGAAUUUCACAGGGAAGUCAGCUAAUCUUCUGUGUAAUGAGAACUAUAUAUCAAAUGGUCAAACUUUAAUUAUGUGUUCUGAUGAUGGUCAAUGGAGUGUUAUAAACACUACAUGUGAGCUCAAACGUAAGUAA
Molecule: messenger RNA, 2127 nt
Organism: Mytilus californianus (California mussel)
Lineage: Eukaryota; Metazoa; Mollusca; Bivalvia; Mytilida; Mytilidae
Product: sushi domain-containing protein 2-like
Exons: 12
Coding region: 1-2127 (708 amino acids)
Biological process (GO): cell-matrix adhesion
Source: RefSeq, a predicted model, not a curated record